Strongyloides ratti is the source of this 309-nucleotide messenger RNA. RefSeq lists its product as hypothetical. The record is from RefSeq and is a predicted model, not a curated record. Bases 1 to 309 code for a protein of 102 amino acids. The transcript is spliced from 2 exons. NCBI's taxonomy places the organism in Eukaryota, Metazoa, Nematoda, Chromadorea, Rhabditida, Strongyloididae.
AUGUUGCCAGUCUGGAGUACAAUUGUAAAUGAGAUCAAAAGUAAUACAUUACAAUUUUCAUUAUUAUCAGCUGGUGGAAUAGGAAUGAUACUAGUGAUAUUAACAUAUUUCAAUGAUGAAGAUAUUUUUAGUAAUUUAACGGAAACACAGAGAAAAAGAAAAAUUAAAAAAGAAAUGCGAAAAAUAGAAAAAAAUCUUAUCAAACGAAAAAGAAGAAUGCAGGUAUUUAGAGAAACUGUGGGAAAAAUUAAUAAUUCUGAUAGUAAUAAUUCUAUUACAUCAAAUACUUUCUUAUUAAAUUGUAAAUGA